UUCUGUGCGACGGGGUCAACAAAGACGAAUUAUAUUCACGCAGCAACAAUGCAUACGCUGGUAUUCUGCUGUCUCUUUAUUAUCAGCCUCUCAUGUCCUCUCUUGUCUCUCCCUAUUAUCGACUCCAGUGAGGUGUCCUAUCAGCUCUCAGCAGAUGAAAAUACAAGAUUAAAUGUGGAGCGAUUGGACAGCUUGGGGAGAGCUUUUCUGCUUCAGACUCUGCCAAGGCUCCUGGGGGCACAAACUGAGGACAGUCCCAGCAAAGCAGGUCUCAGCCCCAGCAGCUACAAUCCAAGGGAAAAUGUGAAAGAGGCUUUCUAUGGAAGUCACCCUCGAAUUGCUUUGCUGAGCCGCCUGCUGGCCAAGGAUAGGAAACAGAAUAAAAAACGUGGGAACCUCUCUGAGUGCUUCUGGAAAUAUUGUGUGUAA
Molecule: messenger RNA, 429 nt
Organism: Dermochelys coriacea (leatherback sea turtle)
Lineage: Eukaryota; Metazoa; Chordata; Testudines; Dermochelyidae
Gene: UTS2
Product: urotensin 2
Exons: 4
Coding region: 49-429 (126 amino acids)
Biological process (GO): blood vessel diameter maintenance; regulation of blood pressure
Cellular component (GO): extracellular region
Molecular function (GO): hormone activity
Source: RefSeq, a predicted model, not a curated record